Molecule: messenger RNA, 2350 nt
Organism: Balaenoptera ricei (Rice's whale)
Lineage: Eukaryota; Metazoa; Chordata; Mammalia; Artiodactyla; Balaenopteridae
Gene: MAEA
Product: macrophage erythroblast attacher, E3 ubiquitin ligase
Exons: 8
Coding region: 458-1558 (366 amino acids)
Biological process (GO): proteasome-mediated ubiquitin-dependent protein catabolic process
Cellular component (GO): GID complex; nucleus; cytoplasm
Molecular function (GO): ubiquitin protein ligase activity; protein binding
Source: RefSeq, a predicted model, not a curated record
GAGGGCGGCGGGGGAGGGGCUGGCGGUCCUCAGAGGAAGGUCGCAGCCCCAGAAGGUUGGCAUGCACCUCGUCGAGGAGACAGUCCUGGAAGGGGGUUGCCACAGGAGCCCCCAGCUUCACACAGAGCGCAGAAAUCCAAGUCUCUUUCAGAAGCAGAUGCAGGAGGACAUCCUCGUGGCCUUGGGGUUGGGCGAGGCCUCCAAGGAAGAGGCUGCAGCUGGGGCUCCUUAAUGUUAAGAACUUCUUUUCAUCCAAAGACACCACGAGGAGGGGGAGUGCGGGCUACGCAGACGGCCCAGAAGGGAGGAUCGCCCGGUGGGGUCCGCUGGUUCCUGCGUCAGCAGCUUGCAUGCUUGCGCCUCCCGGGCGCGGACUGUGCGUGGCGCUCACUCUGGCCCACCUCCCGCCGGCUGGUUUAACAUCUUCACCGUGGCUCCCAUAACUGAGGGCCCGAGGAUGUCAGAGGACCGUCAGCAGGAAAGGAAAGACCUGGAAAGACCCGGGAUGCCGGGGGGUGCAGGCAGGAGAGGCCACUUCUUGGAAUUUAGAGCAGAACUGGAAAAGAUGGGAAAUGGGAGAGAAGAAAGACCAGAAUGUCGUCUGGGGGCCUGGCCUUUGCCCAGUCGGAAGGGUUCAGGAGAAAGAAGACAGUGGAGAAAUGGCCAAGGAAGCGGCACGAGAAAGCAGCCCACCUCUCCAGUGAGGGCGGACUUAGUGAACAUUGAGAUGUUCCUGACAGCCAAAGAGGUGGAGGAGUCCCUGGAGAGGCGCGAAACGGCCACCUGCCUGGCCUGGUGCCACGACAACAAGUCCCGGCUGCGAAAGAUGAAGGGCCGCCAAAGCGAGCACGACGCGAAGACGGGACGGAAAAGUAGAGUGGCCAGUGGCUCCCCUAAAGAGAGUGAGGACCUUGGUAUGGAAAGCAUAAAAGGAAAGCCAGAAUUGAGCUGCCUGGAGUUCAGCCUCAGGAUCCAGGAGUUCAUUGAGCUCAUCCGGCAGAACAAGAGGCUGGAUGCCGUCAGACACGCGAGAAAGCACUUCAGUCAGGCCGAAGGGAGCCAGCUGGACGAGGUCCGCCAGGUCAUGGGCAUGCUGGCGUUCCCGCCGGACACGCACAUCUCCCCCUACAAGGACCUGCUGGACCCGGCCCGGUGGCGGAUGCUGAUCCAGCAGUUCCGGUACGACAACUACCGGCUGCACCAGCUGGGGAACAACUCCGUGUUCACCCUCACCCUGCAGGCCGGCCUCUCGGCCAUAAAGACACCGCAGUGCUACAAGGAGGACGGCAGCUCGCGGAGCCCCGACUGCCCAGUGUGCAGCCGCUCCCUGAACAAGUUGGCGCAGCCCCUGCCCAUGGCGCACUGCGCCAACUCGCGCCUGGUCUGCAAGAUCUCGGGGGACGUCAUGAACGAGAACAACCCGCCCAUGAUGCUGCCCAACGGCUACGUCUACGGCUACAACUCCCUGCUCUCUAUCCGGCAGGAUGAUAAAGUCGUCUGCCCGAGAACCAAAGAGGUCUUCCACUUCUCCCAGGCCGAGAAGGUGUACAUCAUGUAGGCGGGUCGCCGCGCCCGGGCGGCUGCGGGCCCCUGCCUGCCUGCCUUUCUGUUUCUUGCGACCAAAGAUCAGUGAGCAACGACAAACACUCUUGGGAAGAGAAGAAAUAAGAUUUAACAAGCUCGUACUUGAUUUUGUAACAAGUCAGCUCUUCGACGCUUCUGAAGCGCUUUCACCUUUCAGAGAAACUUCUUUAAAGACUGACCACGCGGAGGGAGGCUAGAACCUUUCACCAUAGGAACUGAUUCCUUCCCCGUGUUCUCACAGUUCCCUCCCUUUUGCUAACGAGGAACCCCGGGGGACGGGCUAGUCCUCGGCCGUGGCCCGGGAGCGUUGGUGGCCAUGCCAGACUGACCUGCGGCGACUCGGUGCCACGAGGGACCCUGUCACUUCUCUGUAGAGCUGCUGCCAAAACGCCAGCGCCGCGGGUGGGGCCGGCCUCCAGGACCGCCGCCUGCCUGCAACCGCGCCCACGGGGCUGUGUUAGGAUGUGUGUAGGCUCAGUGUCAUGUCACUCGUGCCGCCUUAUCUCCUGCCUGAGAAUGUAUCCGUGGAAAUCCACUGGACCGGGGUCUGCAGAGGCCUUGCCGACGGCUCCGUAACUUUAGCUCUAAACACUAUUCAUUACAGAAGCCAAUAGUUCAGUUGAAGUAACCACCGAUGACUUUUCAAAUCAAAUGAACCAUUGUAGUUUACACGAAACUGUAUCGUAGAGGUUUGUAUUCAACGCUUAUUUUUGCAUGUUGAUGUUGAUUAGCUAAUAAAAUGUAAAUGUAAGACACGCGAAUAAAA